Molecule: messenger RNA, 7906 nt
Organism: Ostrea edulis (European flat oyster)
Lineage: Eukaryota; Metazoa; Mollusca; Bivalvia; Ostreida; Ostreidae
Product: CB1 cannabinoid receptor-interacting protein 1-like
Exons: 3
Coding region: 6315-6800 (161 amino acids)
Biological process (GO): negative regulation of signaling receptor activity
Cellular component (GO): plasma membrane
Molecular function (GO): type 1 cannabinoid receptor binding
Source: RefSeq, a predicted model, not a curated record
AGUACCCCUAAUCGUAGUCAACGAGAAAAUCACUGAAUCAGGACUGUAGGUACAUGUACUACAUUUCCAUAUGGAUGCAAUGAUAGUGUAUAUGAUGUGGGAAAUUUGACUAGUCCACAAGGAAAUAACGUGAAUGUGAUUGGACUCUUUCCCAAUACUCAAAGGCGGAAAUGCAGUCAUGGACAUCGUUCAUAUAAAAGACCAAGUAUACAUGUGCAUGAUGUCACGUUUGGUUCACUAAUUUUGCCUUACGUCAGCAGACUAUUAGGUCCACAUCACAUUCGUAGAAAAUUUUACUCUGCUCCAUUGAGAGUUUUGAAUGCGUGAUUUGAAGAAGCCAAAGCAAGUCUAUACUUGGAUUUUUUAACACCAGAAUAGACUGAACUCUAUGAUUAUGGACAAUCACAAGCUCUUUAAAUCACCGGGGAUCAUAGAUGAUAUUCUUUCUGAACAAUGCCGCCAGUUCCUUAAGCUCAAAUUUACAAACAAAGGAAUAGAUGCAGACAACAUAAACAACAUUCUUCGUCAUAAAAGAGUUCAGUCGUGUAUUCCAAUUUAUUUCAAGUUCAAGUCUACAUACAGUAUUUCUUACAAAUAUACUUCUACUAUUGCAUCCAAACUUUUUAAUUAUAAACAAACUUUGCAGUGCCUAGAUAUAGACCAUCUUAUACUUAAUCCAUCAAAGUGUUCUUGUUCUUCAUCUUCUUUCAACUAUAGUCCAGCUGGACAUGUCAUUACUGGUGAUGUUGAUAUAGUUGAAAAUGAGGACUUCAUAUCACUUAUUCUCGAAGGUCCCAAUCACAGAAAACCUCGGUCUUUCAAUUGGCGACAGAACUUCGUCUCCAUUAUGACUUCUCUCGAAGAUUUUGCCAGACGAUGGGCUAAACAUGAAAAAGAACUUGAUACAUUGUCAGAAUGGAUUAAAGGUAUAGGAGGAAUAUUAGAAUCCCGCAUUAGACACAUCAAAACAAAAAUACGUACUCUCUAUCCUUCUGUGUUUAGUAAAGCAGAAGUGAUAAACGAAUUAGAUAGAUAGGUUACAUGAGGAAAAUGUUUUUGUUCCAGCUGACAACGCUUGUAACAACAUUGUCUUUGUUUGUAAGGCCCAUUAUUACAACUGUAUUUUAAACGAACUUGGCUUUAAUUCCACUUUUGGUAAUCGUACUUAUACUCCAACUGCCCUUUCAAGAGAUGAAAUUUUUCAAAAUCAGUUUUAGACACAUUUAAUAUCCCAGUCAAGGGGUCGGAUGAAUAUGAGUUACGGUACCUAUAUUGGAUUCCUAAACUACAUAAAACCCUUACAAACAAAGAGACAUCGCUGGGUCCAAUAAAUAUUCUACCAAACCCCUAUCUUUGCUCCUCACGAAAAUAGUAACAGCUGUGAAGAAGAAACUUCAAACAUAAUGUGCGCUACAUAUGAUAUACACUGUAAAUCAAAUGUGGAUUCUAAAAAAAAUUCUAAAGAACUUACAGUAAAUUUGAAAUCGCAAAACAUUUCUCAAAUCAAUAUCAAAACGUAUGACUUUUAAACACUUUACACGACCAUUCUUCACGGUAAAUUAGAUACUAGACUUUUUUACUUCAUAGGCAGCUGCCUCUUCAGCAAAAAUGGAAAACGCAAAUAUUCAUAUCUAGUGGUUAGUCAUCCAAAACAUUACUUUGUUAAACACCACUCUGAUUCCAUGCACAAGUACUCUGAAGUUGAAAUAAAAAAUAUACUGGGGUUCCUCGUUGACAAUAUCUUCGUAGUCUUUGGUGAUCAGGUCUCCCAACAGUCUAUUGGAAUUCCCAUGGGCACGAAUUGUGCUCCUUUGUUAGCUGACCUGUUUUAAAAUUCUUAUGAAGCAGGAUUAUGCAAAAACCUUUACGUGAGUAGAAAUACAAUCUCUUGCACCGGCCUUCAGCUCUACAUUUAGACAUAUCGAUGACGUUUUAUCUAUUAACAAUAAUCAUUUUCAUUCAUAUGUCGAUUCGAUAUAUCCAUGUGAACUCGAAAUAAAAGACACCACAGAGUUGUCCACUUCUGCAUCAUACUUAGGUAGUUUAUUGAAAGUAGAUAUUAACAGCAAACUAACAGCUCAACUUUAUGACAAAUAGGAUGAUUUCAGCUUCUCCAUCGUCAACUUCCCAUAAUUAUGUAGCAAUAUUCCAUUAUCACCUGCAUAUUAUGUUUAUAUUCUCAACUAAUUCGAUACGCAAGAGCUUGUUCUGCGGUUGGCCAUAUUUUAAAUCGAAGCAGGCUUCUGACAAAGAAGUUGAUGGUCAAGGAGUUUCAACAAUCUUGUUUAAAGUCAGUAUUUCGUAAAUUCUAUGGUCGUUAUAACGAUCUAGUUUGCCAAUACAUUGACCUAUCAUUGGGUCAUAUGCUGUCUGACGUGUUUCAUACCGAUUGUUGGGCCGUUCUUGGCACACUGAUUUUGACUACGGAUAACCCCGUUUACCUGAUCAAGAUAUAGGGCUUAAGGCGGACAGUGUGACCGGUAGACAGGGGAUGCUCACUCUUCCUGGGCACCUGAUCCCACCUCUGGUUCAGGGGUCCGUGUUUGUCCAACACUCUAUUUUGUAUUGCUUAUAGGAGUUGAUAGAUUGAUCACUGUUCGUUAUCUUCGCCUUUCAUAAUUGAAGAUAUGUUUGAUUAUCUGAAGAUAUCUGUUCAAUCAUUGCGUGCGAUAAUUGAAUUUAUCACAUAUUUACCCCUUUAUCCAGUGGAUAUUUCACUCAUACGAUAACUUUUGAGUCCAUAUCCACACUUUGUAUUCCUAUGCCACGUGACGCAAUGUAAAUAAACGAAUACAUUUGCAUGGGAAUGGAUCAGAGUGAUGAAAUUCCCAAUAAUUCAAUUGUAAAAAAUGCUGGAAGUGGCACAGGUGUUGUAAAAUCUUCAAAGUUUGAAAACGAUGAAUUUAUAUAUGAAGUUAAGAGUGAGAGAAAAGGUUUGUCAUUUCCAUUUUCUAGCCUAGUUAUUGUCUUUUAAAAGUGAAACAGCCCGCAGUGCUCAGUGCAGUGCUCUCCCUGAUCAUGUUUUGUAUAGAUCGUCGAAGAUGAUAUUACUGACAAUUUUUUAAUGAUCAAGAAAACAAAAAUACAUUGAAAAUAAAGAACAUUAGGUGACAUGAAAUAACUGAAAUCACUUCUUGAAACCGUCUUAUUGGCACUCACCCCCGGUCAGAACUGAAUAGAUUGUGUAACUUUUUUUCUGAGUGAUAGUUCACAUUAGGAACUGAACACACCAAGAUCUGUUAUCACAUUUAUAUUUAUCCCUUUCCCUGGGGGAUGUCAACUUCCCAACUCCAUGCACCAAAUGAACCCGGGAUACGCCACAUUCAACUGCACACAAAACCAUUCCAUCACAAAUACAGCUGUAAGAACACAAGCACUGGAAGUUCUUAAUGUCACAAGAGACAUACAAAAUUUUCUGAAUGGCGAUGUACAUGGUGGGAAAUUCAUGGUCAACAUAAAAAACUGCGUCAUCUAUGACACAGAUUCGGAUAACUGACAUUUUUCAUGAAUAAUCACACAAUUUCAAAGUAAAACGUCUUAAAACUUACAUUUUUCUCUCAAUCAAAUAAUGACCUUUUAUGAAUUAGAUAUUGUAAAUAGUCAAUACUAGUAUCUAUUUUUAUUUACAUUUUCCAACGAACUAUUUCUAGCAGCGUAAUGUUACGAAAUAAUGUAGUUCGGUUUAAAGUAAACGAAAGGGAAUAUUUUGAAAUGCAAAUUAAAUAGUUAAAUCAAAUCAAAGAUAACAUAUGUUAUAAAAAGAAUCUUCCAUGGUUUGUGGUUGGAUGUGAUUGCUAUCUAACUCGUCGUGUUUUCUAUCCCCUCGCAAAGGCUCGGUUAUUAAAAACCCCCAAAGAACUCGUUUGAUAAUAAUCAUAUCCAACCACAAAACAUGGGAGAUCCUAUAUUGAUGCGUGCAACAAAUCAAUUACUGCUCUCAUCAAUUCAAUUGAUGCGCGCAUGAAUUCAAUUAUUGCGUGCAAUAAUUGAAUUGAUGCACGCAUUAGUAAAAGUAAUGCACGCAUUAAUUCAAUUGAUCCGCGUAUCAAAUCAAGCAUUGCUCUCAUCAAUUCAAUUGAUGUGCACAUCAAUAUGGUGGAAAUAUUGCUCGCAAAAGUUAAUUUAGAGUUUUGUAUAAAUGAUUUAAUGAACUCUUCAAUUCAAUUGAAGAUAUCUUUAAUUAUUUACAACGAUAUCAUAUUAGGAAUUAAUGCGCGCAUCAUAUUUUUUUUAGAUAGAGCAAAAACUCAAUUCAAGAGAUCAUUAAUUCAAUUGUGGUUAUGUUGAAGUGAAGGCAUCUCUAAUUAAUCGUUGUUCUCUCUUAAAGAAUUAUUGCGCGUAUCAAUUGCAUUAAUGAUAUUAUUAAUUCAAUUGAAGUGAGCAGUUUUUGCGUGCAAUAAUUCAAUUGAAGAGAUAAUUCAGUUAUUGCGGGCAUUAAUUGAAUUGUUGUUCUCUUCAAAGGAAUUGCAAUGCGCAUUAAUUUAAUUGUUGAUAUCAUCAAUUUGUUUGAAGACAGAACGAUAUCACUAAUUCUAUGAAGAUACAAUGUAUCUUUAAUUGAAAUGCUGUGUGCAUCAAAUGAAUUGAUGAUAUUUUCAACUGAUUAAAGAUAUCUUCAAUUAUUUGAGUUCAUGCUAAUAUGGCGCGUCAUACACGUACACGCUUUUAUUCUUCAGCAUAUUCCAUGCACAGUGAAAAACUAGUUUUAAUACUCCCUCGCCGCAGAAGUAACCGAUUUUCAAAUAUACGCAGGAUUAUAGACACAUUGAUAGAGCACAAAUUUCUUAAAUAUCUACAAGAUCUGGUCCGCUGGUUAAAUGGUUAAAAAGCUUGCUUCGCAACCGAGAGGCCCCUGGUUCGAUUCUCGAUCUCAGCUCGCGUCAAACAUUAGACGUUUAACGUAGGUAAUGACUGUUACUUAGCCAAGAAGAGAAAGUUACGGGUUGUUGUCAUUAACAUUGGCAUGAUAAAGAACCCUCACUAGUGGCGGGUUUGAAGGGGCGUAACCGGUUCCCCUCCUCCUAAAAUUUUCAAAUUUAAGGUAAAUCGUGGUCUCCUGUUUAGAAAAAUGUAAACGAUAAAAGAAGCAAUUAAUUUCGGAGAAUAAAUCACAAAAUCUUUUGAUUUAUUGAAUUACCUUUAUUGGGAGAACUUAGAUAUUUUCCCAAAAACCCUUAGAAUUUGCGUCAUUUCAUUUCAUUGAUUUCAUCUUAUUAGAAAUGACAGAGAAUAGUAAAAAUGACUACAUAAGAGAUAUAUUUCAAGCCCUAUAGAAUCUGUAAACUCCAGAAACUCUCGGGGGCUUCAUCCCCUAAGCCCCCACCAGGAACCAGAUCCCCUGCCUCAUAAAAUGCGCCCCCUAACCGCAAUUCCUGGAUCCGCCCUUGCUCACUACUACGACCUUGAGUGCCACACACAGGUUAAAUAUGGUACUUCGUCUAAAGCUGGUGACGUCUAUAUAUUUCUGAUUUUUUUUUAAUGGGACGUAAAUCAAAAUCCACACAUUGUUCUGCAGAAACGCUGUAGUUAAGUCUUGCAUGAUGGGUAUCGUCAGUCCAGUUGCACGAAGGUUAGUUAACUUUAACUGACAGUUAAUUCGUCAUUCACUCUUUCAUUUACACUGUGCUAACUAGACUUUAAUCAUCAGUUAAGCUUAAUUAACUAACUUCUGUGCAACUGAUGGGGGGAAAAAAACCAGCAAAAAAACUUUACUUUAGGUUUAAGUAUCCAUACCGAAAUUCAUAAGUGGCAGAAGGACAAACUACACGAAUUCUGCUUGCGUAACUUCUGUGUGUGUACGUGUAAUUUUCUGAGGCUCUACGUAUGAUUUCUGGGAUAUGUGGUAUAGAGUUUACGGUUGUUCAGUUGCAGUAGGUCCUCCUUAAUCUGUAGGGAAGUCCGCCGGAAUUAAGUAUAUGUACAGGAAAACCAUUCCACACCAUGAUGACGGUAUUAGAUACAAAUACAGACAUACCGAUAGUAGAUAUGUGCUCAUUAUAAUAUAUCAAUUCCCUGAUUUAAAAAUUUAAAAUGCAGAAUCUAAAAAAAAAAAAUCACAUUGCAUACAGGCAGUAUAUUGACAAACAAGGGCAUAUAACACGGGGAAAUAUUUGAUAAACAAAAUGAAGUAAAUUGAAUCCGUGUGUCGUGAAGGAAUCCGCAUAUCGUGGACAAGGCUAAUGGGACAUCGAUCGUCGUACAACGACUUAACGGUCCACUGAAAAGCGGAGGCAAUUUAUGCCAGGUUCCUUAACUGCCUCCUCCGACGUGAAACCGAAAUAAGCAGCAAAGAGGGAGAUGUGACGAAAGGGAAGAUGACAAGCCAUUUUAAAGUACUCUUGUCGUUCACGCAUAAAGAGGGCGGUGGUGGAGUUUACUAUAAACACGACGGGGAGAGAUUCUCUCAGCCCCACACCCUGAAACUGAACCAAAAUACGGACUACACGGUGGCUGUUCAGUCCCCCCUCAUUCUCAGAGAUAUGAUGAUUCACGGUGAGAGAUUCGAGGUCAAGGAGGUGGAACCUGAAAAGCGUCAUUCUGCCGAAGACUUCCGAAAAUUCUCCGCCACCUUCAACACAACUGGAUACAUGGUGGAAAAGAGAAACAAGCGAAAAGACAUCGCGGUGGCGCUAAUGUUUGAUGGUGACGUCACAUUAACGGUCGUGCUACAGUGUAAGUUUUACCAACAGACAGAAACAGAACACAGUUCCUGGGGAACCAGUCUCACUUGGAUAGAAUACGACUGCACACUGACCGAGGGCGAAACCGGAGUUCUAGUCAAGAAAGAACAAUAUGUCUGACAAUAUCGUUGGAUUUAGGCACUGACUAGUGUAUAGCUGCAUUAUUCUCAAUGUAGUCUUCCUCAAAAUUUAGCGAAGACGAUAGAUGAUUUGAAAGAAUAUUUCAAUACCGCAGCUUGCUAUUUGUACAUGUAUAAUUUAGUAUGUAAAAAUAGGAUUUAUUAUAUAUAAAUCUCUUCAGCAAAAACAAACUUUACACCACCAGAGAGUGUGUACAUAACUUUGCUUUGCAGAAGAUGAAAUGACGAGAUGAUUUCAGAGUACCCCCCGACUCCCGUGGACACCCCUGUGAUACAAUUAAUAAUUUUUUUACCAUCAUACAUUAGUGACCAGAAUAUUACUUUACGGUGUUUGAUAGAUUGACUACAUACGUUAAUGAUAAAUCAAUUUUGGGAGAACGCAAAAAGAUGAAAGACAAUUUUCGUUGUAAACCACAAUCUGUCAUCUUUGGCACCACGCUAGUAGUUACAAAGGUUUUCCACGCAUCAAAUGAAAUAGGAUUUUGCUGUGUUUAUAUGAGAUAUGUUUUUAUUAUGUGAUCAAGCAAUAAUACUAAUACACGAGAUGCAUCAAUAAAAAGACGUUUUUGAGGGAUUCUUGGGUAGUGUUUUUCUACUGAAUUUUCGAGUAAAGAUUUGUGAAUAAUGCAGAAAUAAAGUGGAUUCUUAGGAAAUGUGUUAAAUAUGGACGUUUAACAAUAUUAAACCAUUUACAGAAUGUUUUACAAAACAAAAGGCCCACAGGCCUAGUUGGUCACCGAACUGAACUGAAUUUAUUUCUCAUCACAAUUACACAAUUGUAUACAGAGAUUUAGUAUAUAUAUUUUAUAUAAAAGUGAUAGUAAUAUAUCACUAAAUGUUUUAAGGCAUGCAUGAGUAUGGAGAUAGGCAACAUAUGCAAUUUUAGAUUCGAGUAGUCAUUGGGUCGGGGAGCAUAGUUUAUUAAUAUUUCUUAUAAAGGAACACAAUUUUCUUAGAAAAGAUUGCUUGUUUGAAUUCAUUAUAUUUUUAAAAGUGAUGAUGUUUUUGAAACGUAUUUGUUUUGGUGAUAAACAUUGUUUUCUUAUAUCAAUCAGAGAUUUGCAAUUAAAUUUCAUUUAAUUCACA